Molecule: messenger RNA, 891 nt
Organism: Penicillium alfredii
Lineage: Eukaryota; Fungi; Ascomycota; Eurotiomycetes; Eurotiales; Aspergillaceae
Gene: pre2
Product: proteasome core particle subunit beta 5
Exons: 6
Coding region: 1-891 (296 amino acids)
Cellular component (GO): proteasome core complex
Molecular function (GO): threonine-type endopeptidase activity
Source: RefSeq, a predicted model, not a curated record
AUGGAUAAGCUCGUCGCCCAGUACUCGCGCCCAUCCCACCAGAAUGAGUUCUAUUCGGAGCAAGAGCAGCAGGACCUCAGCGAGAGCACCCCUCCGCUCUCGCUCAAGUUCAACCUCCCUCCCGUCGACAACUCCUCUGCCUUCCUCCGUGCUAUGACCGAUGACCACUCCAACCCCAGCUGCCCCAUCAAGCUCGCCCACGGAACAACAACCCUGUCUUUCCGCUUCCAGGGAGGAAUUAUCGUCUGCACCGACUCGCGCGCAACGGCCGGAAAUUGGAUUGCCAGUCAGACAGUCAAGAAGGUCAUCCCAGUGUCGCGGUUGAGUCGGGGUGAGGAUAAGCCGACAAAUGAGCCUACGCCGGGUUUGCUGGGGACGAUGGCCGGUGGUGCGGCGGAUUGCCAAUACUGGCUGCGGUAUUUGAGUCAGCAGUGCACUCUUCAUGAAAUCCGACACAAGCGCCGCAUUACGGUGGCAGCGGCUUCAAAGAUUCUCGCCAACCUGACCUACGCGUACAAGGGAUACGGACUGAGCAUGGGAACGAUGUUAGCCGGGAUGACGCCGCAAGAAGGCCCCGCGCUGUACUACAUCGACUCAGACGGCACUCGCCUCCCGGGCAACCUGUUCUGUGUGGGAUCCGGUCAGACGUUCGCCUACGGUGUGCUGGACGCCGAGUACCGCUACGACCUGACGGAGCGCGAGGCGCUGGAUCUGGGCCGCCGCGCCAUUCUGGCGGCCAUGCACCGUGACGCCUACUCUGGUGGAUUCAUCAACCUCUACCAUGUCAAGGAGGAGGGCUGGGUCCACCACGGCUUUGAUGAUAUGAACCCGAUCUUCUGGAAGACGAAGCUUGACCACGGCGAGUUCUCCAAUGUGACCUCGGAGUUGUGA